AUGUCAACUGACGACCAUAUUUCCCCGGAAACCAGAAUGAAGACUAUUUUAGAUAUACGCGUUGGUGCUGGGGCAUCAGUUGGAAACAACAAUGGAGUUGCUAUUGGUGAAGAAGGACAGCAGUAUAGCUUUCGUGUGUUAUCUAUUCCAGCCCCUGCAACGGAAAAUGCAGGAGAUGGAUUCGUGAAUGAAUAUACGCGGGAUCCCAACUGGCCUUCUUCGGUCGACAUGGCUGCCUCUUAUUAUGCGUGUGCACCAAAACCUUACAACACAUCGGACUCCGAACUAACAGUUCCUGCCGUGACACCACGGCAGCUGCUAUUAUCUGAAAGUUUCAAACUUCCGGCCGGUCCACCGGAAAAAUUGCGGAGACUUGAUCCCACCGACCUGUUCUGGCAGGCGUACCACAAUAUUGGGAAUCUCAUGAUAUGCAACUGCAUCACUGUUCUGACGACUCAUCCUAUUGUUCUUGACCAUCUACGGACAGCUGCCGAGAUGCUGUUGUGCCGGCAUCAGGCUUUGCGGUGCUCAAUCAACGAGAGUGAUUCCUCCGAAGAACAACAUCUGCGGGGUGCCAGCAAGGGGAGCGCUACUCAAGAUAAAGGUGACAAGAGCUUUGCAAGCCGGCUGCGAAUGCUCUUCAUCAAGGGAGCUGAUAGUCUCUGCUGCUCGUGCAGAAGAAGAAGAAAAGUCCACGUGUGGCAGGAUACUCGCUCUUCAGCCCGCCUGGAUGUCGCCAUGGCACGAUGGGAUUGCUCUGACGGGGGAAGUGAGAGGGAACGUUUUGGGGCGCUGCAAGACGACGAGUGGGUUAAGGCAAUGGCACUCGAACAGAAAAUUAGUUUCGACACUAAGGGAGGUGAGAACAGUUAUGUUAAACAAUAUACAAUCAAAAUUAAGUCUGUCGGCUUGAGUCUGGUUGACAGUCACCGAACGAGUGAUACCUCCUCGUUAUCCACAAGAGCGGACGCUAGGGCGAGCUAA
This is a messenger RNA of Toxoplasma gondii ME49, 984 nucleotides long. RefSeq lists its product as hypothetical. The record is from RefSeq and is a predicted model, not a curated record. The transcript has a single exon. The coding region runs from base 1 to 984 and encodes 327 amino acids. NCBI's taxonomy places the organism in Eukaryota, Apicomplexa, Conoidasida, Eucoccidiorida, Sarcocystidae.